UCGGACUUUUAAUGGGACUUCUGUUGCCGAGUCACCCACGUGCUUUGAAAAACAAUAAAAAAUAAUAAUGAAUAAGCUAUUAACAUAUAACACGCCCUGGGGUAGCUGACCUAUGGAACUCAUUGUCACAUGAAGUCAUGGAGUUAACUACUACAGCAACUGAAUCAUAAAAACAGCUAGAUAACAUUAUGACAAAAUUUUAUGACCAGUAAAAUAAACUUUUCAGGAUUUCAAAAUUUAACAAGAUUUGCCCUUUCAACAACUCUGUGUGUGUUGUUAUUUACAUGCAGCCAUACGUGAUACCAUUGUUAGCCCCAUUUUUCAUAUGGGGAAACUGAGGUAUGGAGAGGUCAUACAGUGAGCUUAGAGAAAAAGGUUUAUUUAAUUUUUCUCUGCAUUUUAAAAGUUGACAAAGUGUUAGAUGAGACUUUCAUUAACAUCUUUGUAACAAUGGGGAAACUGAGGCAUGUAGAAAAUCAGGUCCCUAAUCUAUGAACAGCAGAGCUGAAGAGCUGGGUUCUGUGAGAGGAAGCCUGGCUUAGGGAAUAGAGUACUGGACUGCGACUCAGGAGAUCUGUAUUCUAUUCCUGUCUUGGCCACUGACACACUGGAUGAUCUUAGACUCAGACUUUAAGGCCAGGAGGGACCCUCCUGAUCAUCUAGUCUGACCUCCCACACAUCAUAGGCCAUAGAAUCUCAUCUGCCCUGUAGUAGGCCCAUCACCUCUGUCUAAGUUACUGAAGUCCUCAAAUCUUGAUCUAAGGGUUUCAUGUUACAGAGAAUCUCCCAUUUACUCUAGUUGAAAAAAAACAACAACACAAAAAUAAACCCAACAACCCACAAGUGACCCAUGCCCCACACCACAGACGAAGGCAAAGUCACUUCCCCCCUCUGCACCUCAGUUUUCCCAUCUGUAAAAUGGGGAUAGUGAUACUGUGAGCUCUACUGCUGAAGAGCACUAUAUAAGUGCUAGAUGUUAUUAUUUCUGUCUCUGGGUACUCUCUCAAGCCCCAACUUCCAAUUCUGGAAUGUGUAGUGCCUGAGAGGACAAAUUUGCACACACCAAACCCCACUGAAAUGCUCCAAUGCACCAAACCCCAUUUUAGGUGCUCCAAGCAAACAUGGCAGUUUGACCAGGCAUGAUAGAAAGAAUUGGCACCUCUGUCAAUACAAGAUCUUACAUACUUGCUCUGACACCACAUGAUUCUAGAUUCCAACAUCCUGGCUCAUGUCAGCAGGUGACUGUGCCUCUGGUGUGGUAGACAACUAGAGAGUGGAGCUUACUGACAUCUCAGACCCUCCCACUCCACUUUAAAUGGCAUCUUAAACCUUUCCCCCCGAAAAGUGAUUUCUUUCUGUUAUGAUCCCCCGUAUUUCCUGUGUGCAUGUUGUGUGACUUUGGGGGUGGUUGUACGUUAGGAUUAUACUAUUCAAUUGCAGUCCACCCUCUGAACCUAUGUGUGUAGCUGUGUGUGUGUGUCUGAUGUAGGACUGGACAGGUCAUCUAGCCCAGUCCCCUACGCUGAGGCAGGACUACGUAUUAUCUGGACCACCUCUGGCCUGCUUUUAAAAACCUCCACUGAUGUAGAUUCCACAAACUCCCAAGGCAAUUUGUUCCAGUGCUUAACUACCCUGACAAUGAGGAAGUUUUCCCUAAUUUCCAACCUAAACCUCCCUUGCUGUAAUUUAAACCCAUUGCUUCUUCUCCUGGCCUUGUUGGUUAAGAAGAACAAUUUAUCACCCACGUCUUUAUAACAACCUUUUAUGUCAUUUCACGACUUGAAGGCUGUUAAGCAAUGCUUUAAGCAUUAAACAGUGAGGAUUAGGAUUACAUUGAUGAUAUAAAUUAAGAAAGAAACAUGAAUCUGGGUCUAUGUUUUAUUAAUAGUCAAAAUACUCAUGAGUGCAGGGCCUGUGGUAAGGGAAAAAGUGACCAGAAAAGCAUUGCUCUAAGUCAGUUUAAUCACUGAGCCAGCGUCUUUGGAACAGGAUCCAAGAUUUCUGGCAUCAGGUCAGAUGAUAAAAAAAACAAAUAUUACUUAUUUCUUUAGAAAAUCUUCUCAUGGUCAGAUGACUGCCCACCCCUGUGCUAUUCUCACGCUUCCCUGUGGCAGAUUUGACUGUGCCAAAUAUAUCUAAUGCAUAUGGGGUAUAUAACAGUCAAACAUAUUGAAAAGAAAAACGGUGCUUGUAUAUGAGAGAGACAGAGAGAGAUUGGACUAGGAGUCAGGAAAUCUUGCAGUAUUAUAGCCAUUUUGCAGAUAGGAUCAUUGAGGCCAAGUGUGGGUGAGGGAAUGAUUUCCUUGGUGCCUCAGUUUCCCCAUGUGUUAAGGAGGAUAUUCCCCUAUUGCACAUGGGGGCUGAGGCACAGCAGAGUGUUGUGAGGCUUAGUUCAUGAUUGUUUGUCUAAUGCUCUGAGAUAUCAAAUGGAAGAUGCCAGGGAAGGGCAAAACGACUAUUUAUUAAUUAUUAUUAUUAUUGUUGUUGUACAGAUUUGCCAGACCAUCAUAGGAGGAAUUGAGAUUGCCCAGAAAAAAAGCAAAAAAAGAUUUAAGACUUUUAAAAAAUGACAGAGGAAACAAAAUGUCUAUAAAAGAUGGAGAGAAAAGCAUUUUGACCUGUAUCUUCCUUAAAAAGAUCCCCUCCCCAAAAACGUGUUUUCCCUUUUGAUUUUGAUCUCAAUUGCCUGAAAAUUGACAAGCACUGUAUUCAUCUAAGCACGGUUUAAUGUCAAUGAAAAUGUUUAGUCUCUCGAAUUCUGGACUUUUCCCUUUACAGCUUCUUUUUGGGCACAGGAAAGUGGGGGACAUUUUCCCUUCCUGGGAGCUGUCUUCUGUGCUUAAUUUCACCACAGCCUGGGAAAAGGCAGCAUAUUGAGAUGUUGACGUUCUCAACAUCAGGCACAAGUUUGAUUAUAAUGACGGCGAACGCUUUCCCACGUUCCUAUCCUGUUCUUCCAAGGCUAGUCCCUAUUGUGUAACACGCUCCCCAGUCCACCUGCUCCGUUGGGAGCAGAGUAUUAUCCCCAGGCAAUUCACAGUCAAUUUACCAUGCUGUAAUAGAUGCUUUCUCUAUUGUCCUGAUAAAUGCAUGGAUUGGCUAGUGAGUGUGGGAAACUCAAAGAAGCUUAGGACCCAGACAUUUGUAUGCAGCUUAUGGGUAUAAAUAGAAGAGCUUUCCAGCUCCUUUCUGCACUGGCUAAACAGCAAGAUUGGAAGUGAAACCUGCACUUGAAAGUUUGGGAUAAUGGCACCCAAUACUUUCUCACUAGAAAUCUUAACAUCCAAAGAGAAAAACAGACUGAGGAAGCCGAUUGUAGAGAAGCUGCGCCGGGACCGGAUUAACAGCAGCAUCGAGCAGCUGAAACUCCUGCUGGAGAAGGAAUUCCAGAGACACCAGCCCAACUCCAAGCUGGAGAAAGCCGACAUCCUGGAGAUGACUGUCAGCUACCUGAAAUACAGUCAAACUUUUGCAUCCUCUUCUACAAGCCUGCAGCAGGAUUACAGUGAAGGCUAUUCCUGGUGCCUCAAAGAGGCUCUGCAGUUCUUGUCUCUCCAUUCUGCGAACACGGAAACCCAGAUGAAACUGCUGUGCCACUUCCAGAGGCCUCAAGUUACAGCCAAGGACUCAAAUUCUCCAGCUUCAUCGUCUGCAGCCCACCAAAUGUCUGCAAAACAAGCAGCACUGAAACCCACCAGCAGCCUUUGGAGGCCCUGGUAGAUUAGAAGGACUUUUGUAUGGUUUCUGGACAUUCACUCAUAUUCCAGAGGAGACUGUGACUUGCUGUACAAGUCCUCUCACUCCUCUAAUGAGUAGGGAAGAAUACUUUCCUUUUAUAGAGCAUACUAAUGCUUGGAUGUCAGUUUCCCUUCUCCUAGAAGGAUCUAAAUGCUCCCACCACGUGGAGAGGUAGCUAUUCUAAAAGAAUGUGCAAAGUAAUCCUCAUAGUAGGAUGACUGAGCAGUUGUUCAAAAGGGAACGUUUAAUGUUUUUUUAACCUUGCUGAGGUUUUUGAGUGUGUGUUUAGAAAGAAGUAACUUCUAGGAAGUUUAGGCUACAGUUUUCAAAAGUGUCCACUCAACUGGAGUGCCUCUGUUUUUAGUGGCCCAACCUGAGACUCAUAGAACAUUGAUUUUCGAAGCGUGCAACAUCCCACUCCACUUGAUUUCAACUGGAAUUGUGGGAGUUCAACACUUGUGAAAAAUCAAUGUCCUACGAAUCACAAGGUGAGCAUCCAAUCUUAGUGGGCACCGUUGAAAAUCUGGCUCUCAUGUUGUUGUUGUAAGGGGCUCUAUAAUGUUUAUAGAGUUUAUUGAGUGUACUUGGAAAAAUGUUACACCAUAACUCAAGCUAUGUAGAGGAGAUUCUUCAGGAGCAGAGUAUUGUUUCUUAUGUUCAGGAUAUGCAAUGCCUUUUAUAAAGGCAGUAACUUGUUUUGUAUCCUCAUAGGAAGGAAAGUAUCGGCUUGUGUUGUCGGUUUUACGAGAAAUAUUUAGCAAAAGUCUUUCAUGAAAGGCAACCGUACAAGUUAUAUUUACAUUUUUGGUACCAUAAUGUUAUGGGAGAUAGUCUAUUCACUAGAAUCCUCAGAGGAUGCUGUGAUGUGUAUGUGUCAGGUGCACUGAUUGUAUGAUCUGUGUUUGAAACCAUUUUGAAUUUCAAAAGUUGCAGAAACUUUGCACACUGUUAAAAUAAAAUCUGAUUACUGAA
Messenger RNA from Malaclemys terrapin pileata, 4710 nucleotides. It is a transcript of the gene HES5, whose product is annotated as hes family bHLH transcription factor 5. Gene Ontology annotation, cellular component: nucleus. Gene Ontology annotation, biological process: regulation of neurogenesis; regulation of transcription by RNA polymerase II; anterior/posterior pattern specification. Lineage: Eukaryota; Metazoa; Chordata; Testudines; Emydidae. The record is from RefSeq and is a predicted model, not a curated record. The coding region runs from base 3247 to 3720 and encodes 157 amino acids. Gene Ontology annotation, molecular function: RNA polymerase II cis-regulatory region sequence-specific DNA binding; protein dimerization activity; DNA-binding transcription factor activity, RNA polymerase II-specific. The transcript is spliced from 3 exons.